Molecule: messenger RNA, 1626 nt
Organism: Fusarium poae
Lineage: Eukaryota; Fungi; Ascomycota; Sordariomycetes; Hypocreales; Nectriaceae
Exons: 2
Coding region: 1-1626 (541 amino acids)
Molecular function (GO): monooxygenase activity; oxidoreductase activity, acting on paired donors, with incorporation or reduction of molecular oxygen; iron ion binding
Source: RefSeq, a predicted model, not a curated record
AUGGGCGAGGACCCUUCAACAGCCCAAGAAAUUGAGCUACCCGCCUCCCUAGACGAGCAAGGUCUCCAACACUUGGUAGCGUCGCAUUUUGCAAUUGUUGACCCUAAUGGAAUCGCUUUUGUCACCGACUCUGAGGCUUUGCCAACGGUCGCUGAUGUUCUCGCUGCUGAUGACAUUUCCAUCACCAUCGAUGGCAAGGCUGUCCGUGAGAUUCCAGGCCCCAAUGGUCUGCCUUUUGUAGGUAACUAUUUCGAGGUCUAUCCCGACCAUCUCGGCAACCACCAACGUCUGUUUGAGAAAUAUGGUCCUCUCUUCAAGACAACAAACAUGGGCAACACUAUCUACCACACAAACGAUCCCAAGUUGGCCACCAUUGUUUUCUCAGAGACGGACUUCUUCUCCAAGCGAAUUAUUGAAGGCCACCCUUUAUUCCCCAUCAAGAACAAGGAGGCUGGUGUCUUCCUUGGUGAUACUAAUACUGAAGAGUGGAAGGAGGUGCACAAGUUUUUGCCCCCUGCUCUCGGUCCCAAGGCUGUGCGACAUUACGCACCCACCAUGCAACGAACUGUUGAGGAUGCCUUCAAGGUCUUUGAUGAACUUGAUGAGCGUGAUGAGGCCUGGAACGUGUACCCUUAUAUGUUGAAGCUCGGAGCCCAGGCUGUUGGAAAGCUCGUCCUUGGAAUGGAUUUCCAGCACUUUUCUUCUCCUGAUGCCCGACCUCAUGCCAUGGUCCUGAGAAUUGCGCAAUCUCUUGAACUCAACAAGAAGCUCACAUCCAUGCCCAGCUGGUACAAGAGCCUUCCCUUUGGCGACCCUCAGCGUAUGCGAGAGGCUCGUUCUCACAUGGAGGCCAUGAUGACAGCGUCUGUCGCCGCCGCUGCCAAGGGUGAAGGAGACUUGGAACUCCAGGAUGCCGCUGUUGAGGCCGAGAACAUGGUCGACUAUGUCCUCCGUGCUAGUGACAGCAAGGGCAACAAGCUUCCCCGAGAGCGCAUCAUGGAGCCACUUGUCGUUGCCACUGGUGCAGGUUUCACCACAACCAGUUCUCUUCUAUCGUGGCUUUUGUAUGGUCUUGUUGCCUACCCCGGCAUGCAAGAGAGACUUUUGCAAGAGUUGGUUGAUAAUGGCUUUGAAGAAGAUACCCAGAUCACCGCUGAUCUAACCAACAAGCUCACAUUCCUCGACAAGUACAUCAAGGAGACACAACGCCGCCACAACCCCUCCUACCAACCCGCUAGAACAUCAGCUGUUGACAUGAUUCUUCCUGGUGGCUACAAGCUGCCCAAGGACUCCAUCGUCAUCCCCGCCCUCCACCACAUUCACAACAACACCAAGAUCUGGGACAACCCUGCUCUAUUCGACCCGGACCGCUGGGACACUGACCGUGUGAAGAACCGUCCCAAGGAUUCUUAUAUCCCCUUUGCGACCGGACCUCGCAUGUGUGUUGGCUUCAACUUUGCUCUGCAGGAGGUCAAGGUCUUCUUGCCCAAGCUUGUAUACCGAUACAAGUUCAGUCUGGCUCAAGAUGGACCUGUCGAGUACGAUCCUAUGUUCCAGCUGAUUAGACCGAAUAACCUGUAUGUCAGGGCUGAAAAGAGGAUAAAGUGGCCAUCAAAGAGCGAUUAA